Messenger RNA from Penaeus monodon (black tiger shrimp), 1279 nucleotides. RefSeq lists its product as uncharacterized. The transcript has 4 exons. NCBI's taxonomy places the organism in Eukaryota, Metazoa, Arthropoda, Malacostraca, Decapoda, Penaeidae. Bases 349 to 1050 code for a protein of 233 amino acids. The record is from RefSeq and is a predicted model, not a curated record.
GUCCCUUUGACUCACAACUCGGACAAUCACGUCUCUGAAACUCGCUUGACCAAUGCUUCAAUGUCUUCAAAACCACACUUUGCAACUAGCAAGUGAGAGAGACGAUGCUGCAAAUCCCAAUUUCCCACCACACUACAACCGCCGAUCGCAUACAUCUGCGGUAGAUAGCAGUGGGAGUUGAACACGCGAGAUAAAUGUCGACGAUAUAGGCAGAAUUGAGAUCAGAGACAGCUUCAGAUUUGGCUGCAGUGUCGAGGUAACCGGUAGUGAAAACUGGUUUAAGAUUAUAAAGGACUCCCAAGUUUCAUGUUAUUAUUGUGCUGACUGCUGACUUAAAAGGCUGAGAUCAUGGCAGGUCAGUUUCAACUCGAGAUUCUCCUCCUUGGCCUCUUCGCUGCACUCGCCACGUCCCAGACUCCGCCCAUUUCCGCCCACACUUCCCACAUGCUGAAGGCUGAAAGUCUGAACUGUGGCGAUCCAAAGCGAGUCGUUGCCGCUGCUAAUUUUACCAUCGAUGCCAUCAACGCUUUUAAGAAUGAAUUUACAGAACAUGAGUUUGAGGUCUCUUGGGAUCACCUGAACUCGGAAACAAACCCUGACGAUGACUACUUCCUCUUGCUCGUCUGCGAUCCGGAUGACCACUGCCUCCGGGUGCUGCCAAACAUUACGUCGAGGUCCCACCAGCCUCCACAGACCCCGGAGGACGCACGGAGGAUCCUUGUCGAAGUCUUUGGACACAGUCAGCGGUACGCUCUUGCCCUAGAGACAUUCUUCUUAGAUCAGAGUCUGUACGAAGACGUAUUCCUUCGUCAGGUAGACAAUGUCCACAGAUACCUUGAGGAUCUCAUUAGGAUUCUCUUGGAGGAUGUAGAGGCGUGUCAACUUUCUCCAAGCGAACACAUGAUCAACAGCUUUAUCCAAAGGGUGUUCCACGGUGUCCAGGAAGAACCACGGAAGCUCCGGGACUUUGCCGUACUACGCCAGUGCCUCUUGGGGAUGCGCUAUAUUGCGGACGUUUUUUCCGGUGGUAUCUGGCAUCAACACCAGUAAACGUUAACCUGUGAAAAAAAAACUCAACGACAUUUUCUGUGGUUUCUAAUUUCACUGAAUACGUACAUGCCCACAUAAAUAGAUGCAGACUUCUUCGUGCAUUAUUGUCUACGUCUCCAAAUCAGUAACUUGAGUGUCUUUCUCUGUUUUAUAUCGAUCUUUAUGCAUGUAACCCGAAUGUCUGCAUAUUGAACUGUGACCUCAUAAUUAGCAGAAUGUUGUCCUCGAA